AUGGAUGCAUUGAAACACUUUCUUAAGAAACGAGGUCUUAAGGUCUCUGGAAGGAAAGAAGAGUUGGUUGCCCGUGUUUUCCCUGCUACAGAACAAAACAUGCCCGUUUGUUUGGAUGCUGCCUCCCGGGUUGCUCAGACGCAACGUGAAAGAGAGAGUCUUCUCAAAACUCCUGAAGGCGUGUUACCGGAUCCUAGUGAACUUCAUAAUGGAUGGAUAGGUGAACUUAACGGGAUGAACAAGUGGCCACCUAUACUUCUCAGUGAUAUUACUUUGUACAUAAUGAAGGAUCAUCCAGGGAACGAUAUUUCCCUUCAAAAACGUCUUCUGAAUGAGUAUAAAGAGGGAAAAGCCUAUCGCUUAUAUUCUGCUGGAUGA
Molecule: messenger RNA, 378 nt
Organism: Porites evermanni
Lineage: Eukaryota; Metazoa; Cnidaria; Anthozoa; Scleractinia; Poritidae
Source: the annotation of a GenBank genome assembly